AUGACUUGGCACACCCGUGCGUCGGUCCUCGCGCUGCUCCUGCUGGUGCUGCUGCUGCUGCGUGCAGGAGCUGUCUCUACGAAGGAAAAGCAAGCAGACGCUGUGCAGCAGGACCCUGCCGUCAGUCGCUAUGCCUACGUGACUGUCCACUACGAAGGCACGAGUCGAGACGCCGAGUACGUCUUGGGCGUUCAAGUGAUGAUGCACUCGAUCAAGUUGACCGGCUCGCCGUACGACCUCGUGGUGUUGGCAUCUGAUUCCGUUUCUGAGACGAGCAAAGCACUGUUUCGGUCCAUGGGUUGUCGGGUCCUGGACGUCGUGGACAUUCACAACCCGUUUGUUGGGGGUACGCUGCGUAACCACAACUUUAUCUACACGCUGAACAAACUGCACGUGUGGAACAUGCUCGAGUACGAGCGUGUCGUAUACCUCGAUGCCGACAAUGUCUUGAUCCGGAAUGCCGACGAGCUCUUUCUCUGUGGCGACUUUUGUGCCGUGUUUAUGAACCCGUGCCACUUUCACACCGGGUUACUCGUGGUUACGCCCUCUGCCACCGAGUACCAACGUUUGCUGGAAGGUCUGGACCAUCUUGAGAGUUUUGAUGGAGCGGAUCAGGGCUUCUUGUCAUCCAUGUAUAGCGAAAUGCUGCGGAAAGCCGAGCUGUUUACGCCUGGGAAAACGCCGUUUUCUGGAGCUGAGCUGGACGGACGGAAAAAGGUGCGUGUGAAGUCAAAAGGCAUGAGACUGCCAGUGGGCUACAACAUCAAUCACAAGUACUUUUACGAGCAAUAUCAUUGGAAACUGUUCUACUUGCGACAGUUUGCGUCGAUGACGUCGCCGAUUAGUCCAAUUAAGGUCGUGGUGGAGUCAGCGAGGGGAAUACCGGCACUUACGGUGGGCUACCCCAUGGCUUCUGUCUUGAAGCCGUGGUAUUGGUGGGCUGGAUUUUUCUUGGACUUGCACGGUGUGUGGCACGAUAUUCGGGCGACACUACCACGAUCGCAGGAACGCUAUGGAGGGGAAGAAGCCAUCAAGACACUGCUGGGUUUCUUUAGCUCGCUCGCGUUACUUACGGCAGCUCUUUAUGCACUCAAGAUUACGCUGCCUAUGCGUCAAAUUCAGAAGCGUUGUGUAGCGUUGACGAUGCGAAAUAACAAGCAGGUCCGGUAUGCUUACAUGGCGUUCCGAAUGGCUCUUGUGAUGCUUGCUUUCCGCAUUGCUCCUGCGCGCAUACACCCACUAGCUCCCGUGUACUACGGCUACAGUCUCAUGAUCUUCAUGAACGUGUUUCUGCACAUUUACUUUGCCAGUGUGAUAUCCAACUUCUGGGAUCCGCAUCAGCAAGUGUCUAUACCACCCGUGCUGUACGUGACUCGAUUUUGGUUGUACGUAGCUAUCACAGCGGCAUUCGAGCUCAUGGUGGUCUGGCUCAGUACAUGGAACGUGUUUCUGAACGUGUUUUGGCGACUGCUUUCGAUCUUCUUCUCGAUCCUCUCGUGUGCGUACUGGCAGAUCAAAUAUUACCGCCUCGUGCUUGAUGCCGAGUUUGGUGGCCGAAAGGAACGACUCAGGAGCCUCUAG
Peronospora matthiolae is the source of this 1581-nucleotide messenger RNA. Lineage: Eukaryota; Oomycota; Peronosporomycetes; Peronosporales; Peronosporaceae. The record is from the annotation of a GenBank genome assembly.